Molecule: messenger RNA, 624 nt
Organism: Dothidotthia symphoricarpi CBS 119687
Lineage: Eukaryota; Fungi; Ascomycota; Dothideomycetes; Pleosporales; Dothidotthiaceae
Exons: 3
Coding region: 1-624 (207 amino acids)
Source: RefSeq, a predicted model, not a curated record
AUGAUGAUGAUGUGCGCGUACGGGCACUUGACGGGACCGGCAUGGUGUCCGAGGGUUGCAGGGAGCAGGCAGAGGGACACUUGCUGGCUCCACGGCACGGUGCCAAGACCAAGUCGAUCUGCGAGACAGGAUGCAUAUCGCGUGCAGCAGGCUCCAGCGAGGCCAUGUAGCCGUCUGGACUGGAGCGUCCACGGCAGCAACGGCGAAAGCAGGCACACGCAGCAGCGUGAUGAAAUUGUAAUCAACACGGGCACGACGCGAGGCAACGUUGCCCUUGGCAUUGAACAAAAGCAACCGGCACUGCCUCCUCUCCAGCGCCCGUCGCUCGUCCACUCCGCCCGUCCGCUCCGUCACCACCCUCUUCCACCCUUUGCGAAGCUCGCUGCCGCCUCUCUGGAGCCUCAUCGUCGCACUCACCAAAUCUGGGUCGACGUUAGGCAUCUGUCCGCUCAUUUCUCUUGUCAUUCCUUAAUCCUGGGUGUACUGGCUUCACCUAUCACCAGCCCUCUGCUAGCUCCCGUAUACUGUACGCACUCGUCACCCGCCAGCCACGGUCCUGCAAUUACCGUGCUGACUGCCGUCUCUCGCCAGUACCUCGAAGCAGCAUCAGCAGCAACAUACUAA